GACGGUGGCGGCGGCGGGGCGGACGCUGGCGGAGCCGGGCCGGUCAUGACGGCGCUGACGCCGCUGCUCGUCCCGGAGCAUUUCCCCAACGUCCCUCUCAUCGCCGUGACGCGCAACCCCGUCUUCCCGCGCUUCAUCAAGAUCAUCGAGGUAAAAAAUAAGAAGCUGGUUGAGCUGCUGAGGAGGAAAGUUCGUCUUGCCCAGCCUUAUGCUGGUGUUUUUCUUAAAAAGGAUGAUAACAAUGAAUCUGAUGUGGUGGAGGAUCUGAAUGAAAUCUACCAGAUGGGAACUUUUGUACAGAUUCAUGAAAUGCAGGACCUUGGAGACAAGUUGCGUAUGAUAGUCAUGGGACAUCGAAGGAUUCGUAUAAACAAGCAACUAGAGGUUGAGCCUGAGGAGCCUGAGAACAAACAGAAAAUUAGAAGGAAACAGAAGCGCUCUAAGAAAGAGGCUGAAGAGGAGCCUGGAGCAAAAGACCAAGCUGUGGAAGUGGUACUAGAUCCUGUAGCUGCUUCCUCGCAGGAAGUUCUCAUGGUAGAAGUAGAGAACGUGGUUCAUGAAGAUUUUCAGAUCACAGAAGAGGUUAAAGCACUUACUGCAGAAAUUGUCAAAACAAUCCGGGACAUCAUUGCCUUGAACCCCUUGUACAGAGAGUCCGUACUUCAGAUGAUGCAGGCAGGACAACGUGUGGUAGAUAACCCUAUCUAUCUGAGUGACAUGGCUGCAGCACUAACAGGGGCAGAGUCACAAGAACUUCAAGACAUCUUGGAAGAAACCAGUAUUCCCAAACGGCUUUACAAAGCCCUUUCCCUUCUAAAGAAGGAAUACGAGCUGAGCAAACUUCAGCAGCGUCUUGGAAGGGAGGUUGAGGAGAAGAUCAAGCAAACACAUCGCAAAUAUCUUCUCCAAGAGCAAUUGAAGAUCAUUAAGAAAGAGUUAGGUCUGGAAAAAGAGGACAAGGAUGCUAUAGAAGAGAAAUUCCGUGAGCGACUAAAGGAGCUGGUAGUGCCAAAACAUGUCAUGGAUGUGGUUGAUGAAGAGUUGAACAAGUUGGGCUUGCUGGAUAAUCACUCCUCAGAAUUCAAUGUUACACGGAACUACUUGGACUGGCUGACAUCCAUCCCGUGGGGUAAGUGUAGCGAGGAGAACCUGGAGCUGACCAGAGCCCAAGCAGUUCUGGAGGAGGAUCAUUAUGGAAUGGAUGACGUCAAGAAGCGAAUUCUGGAAUUUAUAGCAGUCAGCCAGCUGCGAGGAUCCACCCAGGGGAAGAUCUUGUGUUUUUAUGGCCCCCCUGGGGUCGGCAAAACCAGCAUUGCCCGCUCCAUUGCCAGAGCCCUAAACAGAGAGUACUUCCGCUUCAGUGUUGGAGGGAUGACUGAUGUAGCAGAAAUAAAAGGACACAGGAGGACAUAUGUUGGAGCAAUGCCAGGAAAAAUCAUCCAGUGUCUGAAGAAGACCAAGACAGAGAAUCCGCUUAUACUGAUCGAUGAGGUGGAUAAAAUAGGAAGAGGAUAUCAAGGGGAUCCAUCCUCAGCCCUUCUAGAGCUGUUGGACCCAGAACAGAACUCUAACUUCUUGGAUCAUUACCUUGAUGUUCCUGUGGAUUUAUCAAAGGUGCUUUUUAUUUGUACUGCCAAUGUAACGGAAACCAUUCCAGAGCCACUGCGGGAUAGAAUGGAAGUGAUAAAUGUAUCAGGAUAUGUAGCAGAAGAGAAACUUGCAAUUGCAGAGAGGUACUUGGUCCCUCAAGCACGAGUUCUGUGUGGCUUGGAUGAAAACAAAGCCAAAAUCACAUCGGAUGUCCUGACUGUUCUCAUCAAGCAGUACUGCAGAGAGAGUGGGGUGAGAAAUCUGCAGAAACAAAUAGAAAAGGUAUUGAGGAAAUCUGCCUAUAAAAUUGUGAGUGGAGAAGCAGAGAUGGUCCAAGUAACACCUGAAAACCUGCAGGACUUUGUAGGAAAGCCCAUCUUCACUGUGGAUCGCAUGUAUGAAACCACUCCUCCAGGAGUGGUGAUGGGUCUGGCCUGGACAGCUAUGGGAGGUUCCACUCUGUUUGUUGAAACGUCCCUGAGGCGACCCAGAGACAAGGAGAACAAGGAUGGGUCCCUUGAAGUAACAGGGCAACUGGGAGAUGUAAUGAAAGAGAGCGCCAAAAUAGCUUACACAUUUGCAAGAGCCUUUCUGAUGCAGAAGGACCCCAAGAAUGACUUUCUCAUGUCUUCCCAUAUCCACUUGCAUGUGCCAGAGGGAGCAACACCAAAGGAUGGACCAAGUGCAGGCUGUACUAUAGUGACAGCUUUGCUAUCACUAGCCAUGAAUUGCCCAGUGAGGCAGAACGUGGCCAUGACGGGAGAGGUGUCAUUAACUGGAAAAAUUCUUCCUGUUGGUGGAAUCAAGGAGAAGACUAUUGCGGUAAGAGCUCUUCUCUUGUCUCUGUGCAUCACCUGUGGGAGAGAGCCCUGGAUUGGGCUCAGCGGUGACUGGGACAACCAGAGCGAUUGCCUCUGUAGUGAGAGAGGCAGUGAUGCAAUAUACGCUGUGGAGAAGCCUGCUGGGGGAACAUGGGGAUCUUGCCUAUGCCUCGGGCUGUGAGGAAGGAGAUGGGACCCCAGGCUUUGUGCCAGGGCAUCUGUGUUGACCUAGUUACUGGACUGGUAGAGUUAAGGGUGGAAGGUACCAUCUGGCUGUUAAAGCUGUCUUCUCUAUCACAGACUGGUAUGGUCCAAUAAUCGGUGCUGGGUUGAAGUGCCUGUUUAAGGAGGGCAUCCAGUGUAGAUUUGAUGGUAUCUAUAAGGUAUCAUCCUUAACAUUAAGGCUCUGUUCCCUAGUUCCAGCUUGAAUUUGUCUGACUUAAAAUUUCAUGUAAAUAACACUAUGUUUUUCUGUUUUAGAUGGAAGGAACUUAAUUUUUGUGUCUUGCAUUUUCCCCUGUGAAGUUUCUUUGUACCUCAUAAUCAAGUUACUUAAUCCUCUUCUCCCCUGCCCCCCCUCCCCAAGUUAUAUAGACAGAGUUCUCUGAUGCACUCUUGCAAGCACUGGAUUUAUAGUGGUGCUUGCUUUUUUGGUUUCAACCCUUUGCAGUUUUCAGAAUUCUUUUCCAAGCAUUGAAUCUCCCUCCGUACUUUUCAUCUGCACAGCUCCAGCCUACCUCAGCCUUGCAUCACACACAUUUUUCUGUCUUCAGGAACGGUAUUAGCUCUUUCAGUAGCCUGUUGAGCUGGGGCUUCACAUCAGCGUGCUGUCCCCAAAUCUGUUUGGGCUACAGCCUUGUGCAAUGCGAUUCUUCUUCCUCAUGUGGCUUUAAAAUGGGUAAUUUUGCAUUUUGUUUUGUGGUAGUCAUUACAGGAGGACUAACAUGAUGCCACUUGAUGAGUGGGCUCCACUUUUUGUGCUCCUUCCGAUGUGGAUGUCCGUAUCAAAAGGUUCUGUAGAAUGGUGCUGUGGGUCAUGCGUGUUGAUGUGGUGGGUUGUCUGAUAAGCUGUUUCUAAUUCUUCCUUUGAUUCUAGGGUUUAUCCUCACCCAAGUUGGAACAGACUUUUAAAACUCUGUGAAAUAGUAUGAUUUGUUCUAAACAAUCCCCCAAUGUGCUGACAUAGUCCUACUAAAAUCCCUCCAGCUUCAGCUGUCCCUGCAGCUGAGACGGGUGGGACUGGAGAGCGUGUGUUUUGGGGGCUGGGGGGAUCUAGAACAUGAUCCAUCCUUAGUGACAUCUUCUGUAAGUAAUGCCCUUGCUGCUCUCCAAAGAACAAAGUAAAGCCAGAUCAUGCUCCUAGGUAACUGUUCCUGUUCUUGCUCUCUAAAAUGGGAGAGUGUGUUUCUGGUAGAUUGAUGGAUUUCUAGGACUCAACAAACGGCAUAACUUUCUUUUCCCCAUAGGCGAAGAGGGCAGGUGUUACCUGCAUCAUUCUGCCAUCAGAGAAUAAAAAGGAUUAUUAUGACCUUG
Gymnogyps californianus (California condor) is the source of this 3944-nucleotide messenger RNA. RefSeq names its product lon peptidase 1, mitochondrial (gene LONP1). The transcript has 17 exons. Lineage: Eukaryota; Metazoa; Chordata; Aves; Accipitriformes; Cathartidae. The coding region runs from base 46 to 2592 and encodes 848 amino acids. The record is from RefSeq and is a predicted model, not a curated record. Gene Ontology annotation, molecular function: ATP binding; single-stranded DNA binding; ATP-dependent peptidase activity. Gene Ontology annotation, cellular component: mitochondrial matrix. Gene Ontology annotation, biological process: mitochondrion organization; chaperone-mediated protein complex assembly; protein quality control for misfolded or incompletely synthesized proteins.